Messenger RNA from Carica papaya (papaya), 599 nucleotides. RefSeq lists its product as uncharacterized. The record is from RefSeq and is a predicted model, not a curated record. NCBI's taxonomy places the organism in Eukaryota, Viridiplantae, Streptophyta, Magnoliopsida, Brassicales, Caricaceae.
UAUCUCCUUCUUCCUUUCCAUUCUGCAUCACAACUUUUCUCUCCAACAACAACAAAAAUAAAAAUGACAAUACCAACAAUGAACUCAUUUUCAUUUGGUACCAACAAACAAUCCCCAGCAAAGACUUUUACAAGCCAUGGCCCAUUCGCUAUCCCCUGCGCCAACCCCUGCAAUACCCAUUUCAGCAAAAUCCGAUGCCAUUGCGCCCUUUUCUUCCUCGUUAGGGUUUCAAAGGUUCCGGGCUUGCCAAUCGAAGUCCAAGGACGUUUCCAAUCAUAACAAGCCAAUUGUCCCUCGAAGGAUUAUAUCGUUGGCCUUGACGGCUGCACUAGUGGGCUUGAAUCUCGGCGGCGAUGCAAAUGCCGCCCGGAGGCCUCCGCCGCCGCCACCUGAGGAGAAGAAGGAUCCAAAUGUGAGUGGAGUUCAGGCAAAAGUACUGGCUAGCAAGAAGAGAAAGGAAGCCAUGAAAGCAUUCAUGGCCAAGCUCAGGGAGAAAGGAAAGCCUGUAUUAAACGACGCCGUAAAGCAAGACCAGUCGGCUGACUAGUUAAAUGGUUGUGUGUGUAUGAAUGGACGUAUGCUUGUAUUUUUUAAAAAAA